This is a messenger RNA of Cucurbitaria berberidis CBS 394.84, 3014 nucleotides long. Its product is annotated as ras GEF. The coding region runs from base 96 to 2912 and encodes 938 amino acids. Gene Ontology annotation, molecular function: guanyl-nucleotide exchange factor activity. The transcript is spliced from 5 exons. Gene Ontology annotation, biological process: positive regulation of GTPase activity; Ras protein signal transduction. Gene Ontology annotation, cellular component: plasma membrane. Lineage: Eukaryota; Fungi; Ascomycota; Dothideomycetes; Pleosporales; Cucurbitariaceae. The record is from RefSeq and is a predicted model, not a curated record.
GGGGGCUCGUCUUGUCGCCCGCCAUCACGUCGUACAGACCAUUGUCUAGUCGCGCCAUCGUCGACUGAGCACCCAAUUCGGCACAAGAGGCUGCCAUGCCCGCGACAGGAGGAGGCCGGGCAGCGCACUCGUCGACGGCCUCGUCGUCGAAUCGCGCCGAAAAGGGCAACACGACGCCGUCGAUGCAGCCACCGCGUCGCGAGAGCAGUGCAGGUGUCAAGCCCCAGCGGCCUGGCAUCAAGACGCGUGCCUAUUCAGCCCCAAUCGUCCCCAAGAACGAUGCAGAGGGCGCCGACGACCUGGAGCGCGCCGACGAGGACAAGGAGGGCGACGAGAUAGCCGACGACGCCUUCUUCCAGCGCUACCAUUUCCCCCACCCCGUCGAGUCCACCAAGGAAGAGGCUUCGGACAGCAGUCUUGAUUCGUCUUCAGAUACCGAAGGGCCACUGUCGCCUGCUCACCUUAAGCAACGCACCCCUACGGCCGACGUGCCUUCAGACCCAUCAACUGGCUCUGCAAAUAGUGACUCGGCCGCGCCCACCAUGCAGGACAUCAACAUCGCCGUCAUUGGCGCCCAAGGCUCUGGAAAGUCGACCUUCAUACGACGAGCCCUCGGGCUGCCUGAUACAUCUUCGGCGUCCAAUUGCUCCCGAAAGUGGACCAUCGAUGGUGUAUCUUACAUGGUACGCUUCCUCGAAAUGCUCGCCAACGAUGUGCAUAUUGGCGAGCGAAACACCAUCAAGUGGCCCGAGACGAUACAUGACAUGCCGACACCGCGAAUGGACGCUGCCGUCACCAUGUAUGAUGUUACAAGCCAGGACAGCCUAGCCAAAGUGCCAGAGUUGCUGAACCACUUAUCCAAAGCCCAACUACCCUUCAUACUAGUCGCUUGUAAAUGCGACCAGCACCCCGCUCAUCGCGAAGUGGACCCCGCUGUCGUCGAGCAGAAAGCAAAGUCAUUUAUAGGAGACGUGAACGUAUUUCAGGUUUCCGAGGCGGCGCCGGAAACGCACCGGGGAUGCCUAUCUGUGAUUGUACGUGCAGCGAUUGCAGCAAAGCGACCUCAAUCACAGGCAUCAUCAAUGGCUCGACGACGAGCCAAUUCGUCGGCCGUCAAAUCAAUCACACAAAAGGACAUCUGGAGCCGAAAGCACGAGCGAGCAAGCUCUGAGAUCUCUGUCAGAUUUCGGCGGGUCUCAACUGAAAUCAAGGGCCACCGUUAUAAACCCAGUGACGCCAACAAGACGUUUUUCAACGCCGACGAGUCCCCUGGAUACGACUCGCAAGAGUCGGAUGACCAGGACUCAGACGUCGCACCAAGCAUCAUGUCAGUGAAGCCAUCCGAUGAAAACGGGUAUACCUUUGACCAACUGGUCGACCGCCUUCUCGCACAACCCAUGUCGAAAAAUGACAGCAAAUUUGUGUCCAUAUUCCUAGCACUGUACCGAAGAUUUGCAACCCCAGGACAAUUGCUGGAGGCAAUAAUCAAGCAUUUCGAGGCUUUCCACAAGGACAAGGACUUGCCGCUGCUCCGUAUCAUUGCCCAACUUCGCUAUCUUGCUGUCCUCCAACAGUGGGUGGCUUACUACCCAGGCGAUUUUGCCUAUCCUACCACACGCAGACUGAUUCGGAGAUUUGCAUCGACUCUAACGUCGAAUCGCGAGUAUUCUGUUGCUGCGACCGAGAUCCUUCGAGAUCUGGAAACGGUCAACGAGGACGAUGACACAGAAUGGGCAUGUAGUGAUCGGCAACGCGCUCAGCAUGACCACAUACCGGCUUUCCACAACAACGUGCUCGAUGAAGAUUCCGAGGACGACGACUUUGCGAGGGCCAUAGGACACAUGUCCAUGUCGUCCGUGUCCGACCGCAUGUCUGUGGCUAGAAGUAGUGUGUUGACAGGCGGGACGCACUCUUCAGGCUCUAUGGGUUCUUCGCAGACUCUUCUUUCCCAGGUGGAGAGGAACGAGAAGUUGGCUCGACAGCUAGAGCCGAACGCCAUCAAGCCACUAUCCAAGAUCCAAUGGCACCAGCUCAUGAACGAAACCGAUGAAACAAUCGCAAAGGAACUCACGAGAAUCGACUGGAUCAUGUUCUCCUCGGUGCGGCCACGGGAUCUUGUGCGGCACGUCAGUCUAAACGCCGAGGACAAGAAGCGAUGCAAGAACUUGGAGAACGUAACACGCAUGACUGACCACUUCAAUCAUGUCGCCUUCACUGUCACAAAUUACAUCCUCAUGCGGGACAAACCGAAACACAGAGCUUUGAUGCUGGAGAAAUGGAUGAAGAUUGCACGACAGCUUCGAAAGCUGAACAACUACAACUCGUUAGGUGCCGUCCUUGCAGGCAUCAAGGGCACAGCCGUACAUAGACUGCUUGCAACGCGCGAUUUGGUUCCGCAGCCCACGUCUCACGACUUCCUAAAACUGGACAUCCUUAUGGGCCCCCAAAAGUCCCAUUUCGCAUACCGGCUCGCCUGGGAAAAUAGCUCCGGUGAACGCAUACCCUACAUCCCGCUCCACCGCCGCGAUCUCGUUUCAGCAGCAGAAGGCAACUCGACGUUUGUCGGCGAUAAGAAGAAGACGGACUCCACGCUUGCUCCACACCCAGGCGUAAGCGUGUUCGAAGGCGGCGCGGGAAAAAGAGACAGCAGAGAACCAUUGCCGAGUGGCGUCAGCGGCAAAGAAAGGAUCAACUGGCGCAAGUUUGAGAUUAUGGGCGAGGUGAUUGUUGGAGUACAACGCGCGCAGGGCACGCCGUAUCCCAACUGGCAAAAGUGCGAGGAGGUGCGCAACUUGAUCUUGGACGUCAAGAUCAAUAAAGACGACGAUGACCUCUACGACCGCAGCACGCACCUCGAAGCGCCCGGUGCCAAUGAGAAGGGCAGAUUCGCCAAAUGGUUCCGAGAGCGUUAGUGCCUCUGUUCUUACUCCUCCCUACCCGGUUCUCUUACUGUCCUCUUCCGUUGAGAUCAGAGCAGCUAAGUGUAGGUCUAUAGCGCGCCUGUCGUUACCCUC